AUGAACGGUUCACCUGCAGGUUUUCGCUUUGCAGAGGACAGUCUCGGUAAAAUUCCAGUCCCUGUUGGCCGCUAUUAUGGCGCCCAAACUGCUAGAUCUCUCAAGAACUUUAAUAUCUGCUCGAAAUCCGACAAAAUGCCAUUACAGAUAAUUUAUUCACUGGCUAUGAUAAAGGAAGUAGCUGCAUCUAUUAAUUUCAAACUGGGUAGAAUAAACAAGGAGAUAUCCCAAGCGAUUAUCCAAGCAUGUCAUGAAGUAUAUCAAGGGCAGCAUGAUGAAGAGUUUCCCCUUGUAAUUUGGCAAACUGGUUCUGGUACCCAGACCAAUAUGAAUGUCAAUGAAGUAUUGUCAAAUAGAGCCACUGAAUUGAUUGAAAGAUCACGAGAUUCCAAAGCCAUUGUCCACCCUAACGACCAUGUCAAUCUUGGACAAAGUUCAAAUGAUAUCUUUCCGACUUGUAUGAACCUAAGCAUUGCAAUGGAGACCUCUUGGAAAGUUUUGCCAUCCCUCAUAUAUCUCAUAAAUGCUCUCGAAUAUAAAAUGAAUGAAUUCAUGGAUGUUAUCAAAAUUGGACGGACACACAUGCAGGAUGCAGUUCCAAUAAGCGUUGGACAGGAAUUAAGUGGAUAUGUUGACCAACUCCAGCAGGGAGUAAAUUCCAUCAAACUUCAACUGCCAGCAGUUUGUUACCUAGCUGUUGGUGGAACAGCCGUAGGUACUGGACUGAAUUGUUGUGAAGGUUUCGAUGAGGAAUUUUGCAAGACACUAACGGAGCUAACAAAAACUCGUUGUGUAGAUAUGUAUAAAGAAUCUCCACCAGUGGUAGACCUAAUAUUCAAACCAGCGAAAAAUAAAUUUGCUGCUCUAGCUGGUCAUGAUGCUUUAUUACAGUUAAGUGGUUCUUUUAAUACCAUUGCUACAGCCUUAAUGCGUCUGGCCAAUGAUUUCUGUUUACUUAGCUCUGGACCAAGCUGUGGUCUAAAUGAAUUUAUUUUACCUGCGAAUGAGCCUGGGUCAAGUAUUAUGCCAGGUAAAGUUAAUCCAACUCAAUGUGAAUCACUUCGAAUGGUGUGUUUACAAAUAAUGGGGAAUCAUUUCACUAUUUCAAUGGCUGCAUCUCAAGGUCAAUUGGAGUUAAAUGUUUAUAAGCCCCUGAUAAUUGCAAAUCUUUUACAUUCAUGUGAAUUAUUAUCAGAUUCAACACGUUGCUUUACUGAUAAUUGUGUUAAAGGAUUAAAAUUGAAUUUAGAUCAAAUUCAAGAAUAUGUUAAUAAAUCAUUAAUGUUAGUUACAGUUUUAACACCACAUAUUGGAUAUGAUUUAUCAGCUGAACUAGUUAAAUAUGCAAUAAAAUUUAAAAAAGGAUUACGUGAAAGUGUAAUAGAAUUAAAUUUAUUAAAUGAAAAGAAAUUUGAUGAAAUUGUUAAACCAUAUGAAAUGGCAUUUCCAUACUCUAAAAUAUGA
Molecule: messenger RNA, 1464 nt
Organism: Heterobilharzia americana
Lineage: Eukaryota; Metazoa; Platyhelminthes; Trematoda; Strigeidida; Schistosomatidae
Source: the annotation of a GenBank genome assembly